Leptomonas pyrrhocoris is the source of this 2594-nucleotide messenger RNA. RefSeq lists its product as hypothetical. The transcript has a single exon. The record is from RefSeq and is a predicted model, not a curated record. NCBI's taxonomy places the organism in Eukaryota, Euglenozoa, Kinetoplastea, Trypanosomatida, Trypanosomatidae. Bases 306 to 2594 code for a protein of 762 amino acids.
GUUGCUAUCCAUCGUAUUUAGUUUCCUUGUCGAAAAGAGCGCUACCAUUGCAGCUCUGAGAACAAAAGAAAGGGGCCGUGUGCGACGCACGCUUCUCCCUUCGUCAAUAAUUUGUUUCUACUUCUCUAUUUUUCCUGCAUCUGCCUCUGUCCCCCGGACGGUGUGAAGGAGUAGUCAGCAGCUGUCUUCUCCACUGUUACUGUACAAGCCUUAACGCUUACGGAGCUGCAUCCCCUCUUCUAGCGUCACGCUCUCUUAUUUCCUUAUUAUUAAAGCGACAGCUUUCGUUUUCUAUCGUUAGUAGCAUGGGCGGCUGUUGUUCGAGCAGUGGCGCAAACGCCGACACCAGCAAGAGCACCGUCUCGCCAAAGGCACCAGCGAAGUGUUCCGGAGCGGCGGAACCUCACAUCGGCAGCCGGGCAGCAGCAGCAGCCACGGCAGCGGUGGCGUCUGCGGAAGAUCUGAAGGCGCGUGCGCGGCGUCGUGCCCUUCAAGCCCUCGUUGAAUCCCUCCAGCACGGGGAGUCCGUCAUCCCUAGCCCUCAAUGGCGUCGGCAGUACCUCAAGACAAACGCUAUCGGGCCGGCGGUGAUCUUUACAAUUGUGAACUACAUCCAAAGCAAGUCAGGAGCCGCAGCAACCGGAGUCGCAACAACAUCGUCAUCAUCAUCAGCAGCAGCAGCGCCCACCUCAAGACCCCGGCGAGGGAAACACGACAUUCACACACUCGACCUCCGCGCUCUGCGCACCGGUGACGACGGCUUCGUUGAAAUGAUGAAUACGCUGCUGGAUGACACACUCGUGGAAAAUGUUAUCUUCGCCGGAAACGAGAUCACCGACGAGGGGGUGCACCGACUUAUGAAACAGAUCGACUUGCGCAAAGGGGCCACCGCUGCGGCGGCUGCGAGGGCGGAGCUGCCGUGUCAGCUCAAGUUCAUCGGGUUAACGGACAACUUCAUCACCUCGAGCGGCAUCGCCGACCUCGCGUCCAUCGCACCGCUCUUUUGCUCCUUGGAGCAGCUGGAGGUGGGCCGUGGCCAGAGCGGCGGCGGCGAGGACGUGGACGAUGUGCGCGACACGCUCAGCCUGAAAGAUGUGAAGGCCAUCUCCACCUACAUCCAACGCACCCCGUCGCUUUCUACGUUUCUGUAUAAGGGCACCGGCAACUACUACGCCCGCAGCGGCUUCUCGCCCGAUGGGUUUGCCAUGUUCGCGGACAUCGUAGUAGGUCAUAGCGCGUUGCGGGAACUGUACCUGCAGGACUGCUUCAGCACGAGGCCCGCCCUCAUCGGCCCAGUGACGGUGCAGGCCCCGCGUGGGAAGGCGAACGUCGCAGCCUCCCCGCCCGCCCCGAACGAGCCCGAUGAGUCGUGGUCGCCGGAACACCUCCUGCAGUCGUUUCAGUCUCUUCCCGACGCCCUCUGCGUUCCCGCCACACAGCUCUCCACGUUGGUCCUCCGCUUCCCCCUGAGCGACGACGCCGUGCAGGUUCUCACCAAGGGCCUCGGCGGCGCACCGCACCUCUCCAACUUGAGCUUGCGGUGCUGUGACAUGUCGGGCAAGGCACUGGCUUACAUUGGCGAUGCCCUCGCGAGCAAUCGCGCACUGCGCAUGCUGGACGUCUCCUAUCAGUCCAACACCAUCGCCCACCCGGCAUACCUAGCCGAGAUGCGCAACUCCUCGAAGCGGCACUUUUCUUACACUAGCAGCGCCAGCACCGCGCACUCAGCCGCGGAUAUGGCACGGCUGGAGAUGAGCAGCGGCAGCUCAGAGAUGCCGUCCCGGGAGGAGCGUCAGCACCCGCUGUUGCCCAUCAUUCGGAGUCUCCAUCAAAAUCGCUCCCUGGUGCAGCUCGUCAUGCUCGGUGUGAACAUCACGACCGACGAUGUUGAGGAGCUCUGCGCGUGCAUUGAGCGUAGCAGGAACAAGACGUUGUCAGAGGUGUGGUACACCACGGCGGGCAACGACGCUCUGAAGAUGAAGCUGGAAGACUUCCUGGCGGCGAAUCGCGACUUCGGCGGUGUCGGCAACGGCGUCGGGCCCUCAGCCGUGUCGAGUGUGCGCAGCUCCGCCAUACGAGUCAGCGGGUCGAGCGCGAACUUCUUCCCCGACAGCACCUCGCUGUCCGACCGCUCCGAGUCGUUCUCGCGGACGCCGACGGAGCGAGUCUCGACGACGCGCAACACCAACGGCAACAUCCUGUUCAGCCCUUCAUCGCCCCCGCCACCCAUCCCUCAUCACCCGCCGCGGCCCAACGGCACCCACGGCACCGCGAACGCAGCGGAGAACACGAACGCAGAACGACCUCCCGCGAUGUCGCUGGGCAACACCGCACUGAACCUGAAAGCUGGCACCGCCAAAACGGCGGUGGACGGGGAGUCGCGUAGUGUGCUGAGUACGGCUUCGCCGUCGCAAGUGGCAGUCUCUGUUGAGGGGGCUGUUGGUAAGAGCACCGUCUCGCAGCGGAGCAAGACGUUGCGCUUCACGAACUCUGAGAGCCUUCCGGAAAUUUCAACUGCCGAGAGGACGGAUGACACGCCGACGUUGCCUUACUCCUCCCAGAUGCCCUCCGCACGGAAGGCGCGACCCAAUUAG